CAGCCACAAAUGAACUGAAAAACUACAAUAUGAGAUACGCCUUCUGUGUUAUGGGCCGUCUUGACUUUAGCAUACGACAGGUGAAAUAAAAGCACCCAGAUAUGUGUCACGGAAGGUAGUGCAAGGCAAGGACCCGCUGGUAACGGGAGACAGCAGGGGCAGUAAAAGUGUCCAACAGCAGGGGAAAAAAAUGGGUGAUGCUCAGCUCUUUGACAAGGAGUUUCACAAUCUGGUGUCUGAACUAACAGAGCAAGAUUUCACAGAUCCAGUUCUAUCUGAUGCCCUACACAGACUCAGAGAGGUGCUUCGAUACAAUGCUCCUGGAGGCAAGAGAAACCGAGGCUUGUCUGUAAUUGGCUCUUUACGGGAACUGGUCUCGCCAUCUGAGCUGUCACCUGAUGAAGUUCACCGUGCACUCUUGGUUGGAUGGUGCAUUGAACUGCUUCAGGCAUUCUUCUUAAUUGCUGAUGACAUCAUGGAUGCAUCUGUGACACGAAGGGGUCAACCCUGUUGGUAUAAGAAGGAUGGUAUUGGUCUGGAUGCCAUCAAUGAUGCAUUUCUUUUGGAGGGGGCCAUCUAUCGCCUUCUUCGCAGACAUUGUAGAAAACAACCCUACUACAUUCACCUGCUGGAGCUUUUUACUGAGGUAUCUUUUCAGACAGAGUUGGGUCAAGCACUAGAUCUAAUGACUGCACCACCACACAAAGUGGACCUUGACCGCUUCACCAUGGAGAGGUACAAAGCCAUUGUGAGAUAUAAGACCGCAUUCUACUCUUUUUAUCUCCCUGUGGCUGCAGCCAUGUACAUGGCAGGAAUUGAGAAUGAGACUGAACACAAUAAUGCUAAAACAAUUUUGCUUGAGAUGGGAGAGUUCUUUCAGAUACAGGAUGACUACCUUGAUUGCUAUGGUGAUCCCGCAGUGACUGGAAAGAUUGGCACAGAUAUCCAGGACAACAAAUGCAGCUGGCUGGUGGUAAGCGCGCUGGGCAUCAUGACCGCUGAACAGAGGGCAGAACUACAGGCUUGUUAUGGGCGUACCGAUGCUGAAAGUGUUGAAAGGGUCAAGGCUUUGUAUGAUACCUUGGAAAUGCCCAUCCGAUACCAUCAACAUGAGGAGGAGAGUUAUCAACGCCUUCAAAAACUCAUCCAGCUUCACGCCAAGAAUUUGCCUCAUGCUGUUUUUCUUAAUUUUGCAAAGAAAAUAUAUAGGAGGAACAAAUGAUUUAUGGAUCUGUAAACUGAAAGGACUUGAAAAUGGAUACUGAGAUUAGUAUUUUUGAGUUUUUGGCACACAAAAUCGAGUGAAAUGCUAUGUGGGGUAUUUUAGUUGUUAUCUAAAUUUGUAGAUUUUAUCUGCACUUUAAAACUGUUCACAUGGUUUAGGGACUCUUAAAACAUUCAGUAUAUUGUAACCUGUAUUCCAGGUGAACAUGUGCAUGCAGUGUCAGCUGUGUGAUAUGAUUGGUUUGCAUGUUACUCAACUAUUCUGAGUCUGCUAUGUUGGUUUUCUUAAACCUUAAUAUACGUUUUUUACAUUUUAAGACUUUACCAGAGCCACAAGUCUGUAUUUUUUGGGGGUAUAACAAUUUUACAACUUGUCUGUCUGGUCCAGUGAUCUCUUUCUUCGUCAUUACUGUAACGGUCAAUGUUGGAAUAUAGAAAGGCAGCAAUGUGCUUUUAAUAAAUAAAAAACUUGCUCAAACAUU
Molecule: messenger RNA, 1706 nt
Organism: Paramisgurnus dabryanus
Lineage: Eukaryota; Metazoa; Chordata; Actinopteri; Cypriniformes; Cobitidae
Gene: fdps
Product: farnesyl diphosphate synthase (farnesyl pyrophosphate synthetase, dimethylallyltranstransferase, geranyltranstransferase)
Biological process (GO): trans, trans-farnesyl diphosphate biosynthetic process
Cellular component (GO): cytoplasm
Molecular function (GO): dimethylallyltranstransferase activity; (2E,6E)-farnesyl diphosphate synthase activity
Source: RefSeq, a predicted model, not a curated record